AUGCAGGUGAAAACGGCUUCGCGACCCACGGAGACCGUCAGAUUGUUGAGCGGUGUGCCAAACCUGGGUAAAUCUGCAACACGAAAGGUCCUCGUCUUAAGUAUCCCGUCAACGGUGAACGCUUUGCAUAACCGUGGUGUACACGCUUACUUACUUACUGCUACUUAUACUUAUAACCCUGCCUGGAAGCGCGCUAAAAUGCCCGCACAAUAAGAUACGUCAGCAAUCGAAAUAUAUUCGAUUCAUAUAUUCGUAAGCGAUAUCCAAGGGUUUAUUAUGCGGAAGAUGGUCGGAAACUGGACCCAAAAAUUGCAAUUCUGGUAAGACCAUUGGCUACAUAUGCCACAUUGUGA
Molecule: messenger RNA, 353 nt
Organism: Heterotrigona itama
Lineage: Eukaryota; Metazoa; Arthropoda; Insecta; Hymenoptera; Apidae
Source: the annotation of a GenBank genome assembly